This is a messenger RNA of Mus pahari (shrew mouse), 2158 nucleotides long. RefSeq names its product B-box and SPRY domain containing (gene Bspry). The coding region runs from base 7 to 1464 and encodes 485 amino acids. The transcript is spliced from 6 exons. Lineage: Eukaryota; Metazoa; Chordata; Mammalia; Rodentia; Muridae. Gene Ontology annotation, molecular function: protein binding. The record is from RefSeq and is a predicted model, not a curated record.
UCGGCCAUGUCCGCGGAUGUCUCCGCGUCGGAGUCCGGGUCGGAGUCCGGGCCGGAGUCCGGGCCGGAGCCGGAGCCGGGACCGAAGCCCGCACCGGAGCCGAGGCCGGGGCCGGGACCGAAGCCCGGACCGGAGUCCCGGCCGGAGCCAGGGCCGGGACCGGAGCCCAGACCGGAGUCCCGGCCGGAGCCGGGGCCGGGACCCGGACUGAGGAGGGGACCGAGGCAGGGGUCCGAGCCGAGCCAGUUGUGCCCCGAGCACUUCGAGCCUCUGAGCUGGUUCUGCCUCUCGGAGCGACGGCCGGUAUGCGCCACCUGCGCCGGGUUUGGCGGUCGCUGUCACCGGCACCGCAUCCGCCGGGCGGAGGAGCACGCGGAGGAGCUGAGAAACAAGAUUGUGGACCAGUGUGAGAGGCUGCAGUUACAGAGUGCUGGCAUCACCAAGUAUAUGGCUGAGGUCCUGCAGGGGAAGAACCAGAAAGCAGUGUUCAUGGCUAGUGCAGCGAGGGACCUGAUCAUCCAGAGGCUGAGUCUGGUGCGGAGCCUGUGUGAGAGUGAGGAACAGCGGUUACUGGAGCAGGUGCACGGCGAAGAGGAGCGGGCCCACCAGAGUAUCCUGACUCAGCGGGCACACUGGGUGGACGCAGUCCAGAAACUGGACACCCUCCGCACCAACAUGGUGGACAUGAUCACCCACCUGGAUGACCUCCAGCUGAUUCAGAGGGAACAGGAGAUUUUUGAGAGGGCCGAGGAAGCAGAAGGCAUUUUGGAUCCCCAGGAUUCGGAGAAAUUAAGCUUUAAUGAGAGGUGUGCUUGGAGCCCACUACUGACGCAACUGUGGGCAGCAUCGGUUCUCGGCUCUCUCUCAGGUGUGGAGGAGGUGCUUAUCGAUGAGAGGACUGUCAGCCCCUUAUUACAUCUGUCUGAAGAUCGAAGGACCCUGACCUUCAUUGCCAAGAAGUCCAAGGUCUGCUCAGAUGACCCAGAGCGCUUUGACCACUGGCCCAAUGCCCUGGCUGCCACUGCCUUCCACACUGGACUCCAUGCCUGGAUAGUGAACGUUAAACACAGUUGCGCUUAUAAAGUGGGUGUGGCCUCAGAUCAGCUGCCCCGAAAGGGCUCUGGCAAUGACUGCCGUCUGGGUCACAAUGCCUUCUCCUGGGUCUUCUCCCGCUAUGAUCAAGAGUUCUGUUUCUCACACAAUGGGUACCAUGAGCCUCUGCCACUACUUCGGUGCCCAGCACAGCUGGGCAUGCUGCUGGACCUGCAGGCAGGAGAGCUGGUCUUCUACGAGCCUGCCUCAGGGACGGUGCUUUAUAUCCACCGUGCGUCCUUCCCUCAGAUUCUCUUCCCAGUCUUUGCUGUGGCCGACCAGCUCAUCUCCAUCGUUCGCGGACCUCUGGCCACAGUGAGACUAGAUCCACCUCCCCAUCACCCUCGCAGGUCAGGCCAUGCUUCUAGGUAGUAUCCUUUUCCUCAAUGAUGUGAGUGUUCCCCGGGGCAACUUCUAGAUCACUGGGGAUCUGCUUCAGACUCAGACAUAACCUUUCAAUGUUUCAUCUGUGGGGAUCCUGUUUCUUUUCUCUUGGCCUUAGUCUCCCAAACCCACCAUGCUUGUGCCCUUUCAAAGGUCUCAUUAACCUGUGCCUCUGGCAUCCAACCUUGUACCUUGUGCAUGGCUGGUAUAUAACAAGGUGCAAUGGGGCACAUGGCUGGGCAGGCAGGUAACUGGAGAAGCACUGCAGUCCCUCAAAGUGCCUUGCUGCAGAGAAGCUUGGACUGAACCUUCCCUAGCCUCUCAGUCCAGUAGUUCUUGAUCUCUUGCAUCAUACACCAUGUGAAGAGAAUAUUUUUCUAGCAUACGAAGGACAACCUGCCAGGCUACUCUUGGCCAGAACACCGUCGUGGGAGUGUGGUGGCCUCCUCCCACAUUCUGUCUCCAGGAAACCUGCUUGCAGCACACUUGUUGGCAUCUGUCCCAGGCCCUGAGGCUGAGCUCUAGCAUGGACCUACGUGUGAGAACGGUGACAAACAUUCCCCCUCACUGUGCUGCUGAACACCCCAUUUCAUGACUCUUAGGGUGGAGAGCAGCAAGCAAGAAAAGCUGAGGGCAAAGGAGAGCUAGCCUUAAUAAAUGAAUGUGCACAUUAUUAAAGGUU